UUCCUGAGUCAGUAGCCAGGCUGCUGUGGGACUCCUCAGAGAUGCAGCUGUCUGUAACUCAUUCAUGCUGCCGGACCCUGCUUCUGCUACUGGUGUCCAACCUUCUCCUGAGGGAGAAUGAGGCCGUGGUGCCCUUAUGCUUAGUAAGGAAUGGACUCUGCUUUGGUUCCUUGGAAGAAAUGCUUGAAAGAGCCGUUGGUUUGUCUGAAGAGAUAAGUAAACAAGCUUUUCAACUCUUCACUGAAUUUGAUAGUCAAUAUACCCAGAGCCAACAGCUCAUUAACAAGAACCUCAAAAAAUGUCAUACAUCUUCUAUCGAGCUUCCAAAACCGGGGAGUCAAGUCAUGCAGACACAUCCCGUAACCCUACUGAAAUUAGUGAGAAAAUUAUUGAGCGCCUGGGAAGUCCCUCUGAACCAUCUCGUGAACAACCUGCCAUCCUUGAAAAAAGUCCCUCCUACCAUCCUCUCCAAAGCCAGAGCAAUAAAGGCAAAGAGCGCUGGACUCCUGGAGGGAGUUAAAAUCAUUAUCAUCCAGAUGCAAAAUGGAGAUACAGAAGAUCAGAACUACCCUGGCUGGUCUGGACUGGCAUCCUUGCAAUCAGAGAGUGAAGACAUUCGCCUCUUUGCAUAUUAUAACAUGAUCCGCUGUGAGUGCAGAGACAUCCAAAGGGUUGAAACUGCUCUCAAGAUUGUGAAGUGCUUAAUUUCAAAUGAAAAGAACUGCUAAGCUCUUUUCAUCACAUCUGUGAUAUGAGGAUAUGUUGCUGUGAAACUUCCUUUACUUUCUUCUCUUUUAAAUGCAAGCUUAGUGUGAUGGUUAUCUUCUUUCACAAUAAAAAUUGACCCCAUGUAUGUGACCAUCU
Messenger RNA from Arvicanthis niloticus (Nile rat), 864 nucleotides. RefSeq names its product prolactin-2A1-like. Gene Ontology annotation, cellular component: extracellular region. Gene Ontology annotation, biological process: response to nutrient levels; positive regulation of receptor signaling pathway via JAK-STAT; positive regulation of cell population proliferation. NCBI's taxonomy places the organism in Eukaryota, Metazoa, Chordata, Mammalia, Rodentia, Muridae. The record is from RefSeq and is a predicted model, not a curated record. Gene Ontology annotation, molecular function: hormone activity; prolactin receptor binding.